Didymosphaeria variabile is the source of this 534-nucleotide messenger RNA. RefSeq lists its product as uncharacterized. The transcript has 4 exons. The record is from RefSeq and is a predicted model, not a curated record. Lineage: Eukaryota; Fungi; Ascomycota; Dothideomycetes; Pleosporales; Didymosphaeriaceae. Bases 1 to 534 code for a protein of 177 amino acids.
AUGGCUCUCAAUCCGAUAGCAUGCGAGCACUGCCGCGCCAAAAAAUGCAAAUCCCACAUUGCUCUCAAUGUCAAGCUCUAUCUCUGGCUUGCCGCUACACCGAAGGAUAGACUUGCCGAAACCGAGGCAGCGCUGUUUUCAGCGUUGACAACCAUCGGCUUGAUAGACAACAAUGGUGCAGGGUUGGCUCAACUUCUUGUGAACGUCUCAGCUCCAUCAUUGCGCGGGCGCUCCAAAGUAGAGAAGCAGGACGAAUGGAAGCGUCUGCCUUUACGGUCAGGGCAGCAGCUCCUCAUCUGGUUAGAGGAGAAGUCACAGACGGACUACCACGCACAGCACCCCGUGCCUUCCCCCCCAAACGAGCACCCUCAGAGCACGCAAAGCGACGAAUUCGCAAGCAAUGAACCUACCGAGGCUGUCGAGACUUCUGCAGAGCCUUCAUCCAUAGACAACGCCGCAACCGCCCGCACACCGACCAACAUCCACCUAACUACUCAGUUCCAAGACUCGGCUCAAUGGAGGAAUUACUUCUGA